AUGCAGCCUCAGGAGGAACACGAAGUGAUUAUUGUGGGAGCAGGGAUUGCUGGCCUUGCAGCGGCAAAGACAUAUCUUGAGCUGUCGCCGGAAACAGAUCUAUUAAUGCUUGAAGGGCGCUCGGCUGUGGGCGGCGUAUGGGCAGAAAAUAGCUAUGAAUGCCUCCAUACCAACAAUCUCUACGGAACCUACGAGUUAUCGAGUUUCUCGCUUGAUUUAACAAAAUAUGAUGUCCAACCGGAAGCUCCCAUCCCUGGAUAUGUUCUCAAGCAGUAUUUCAGUAACUUCAUCGAUCAUUUCGACCUUCGUCGACGAACUCGAUUUAACACACGUGUACAUACAGUUAGAAAAGAAGAUGGGUUCUGGGAGGUUCACACCGGCUCGGUGCUUUACAAGUGCAGCAAGCUCAUCAUGAGCCCCGGACUGUGCUCGACUGCGAAUGAAUUCCCAAUCCCGGGGCAGCAGAAUUUUGGGAGACCUAUCAUGAAUCACUCUCAGCUCGGAAACAAGGGCGCUCUGUUGGCAAAUGACCCAGCUGUAAAGUCGGUGACGGUUAUCGGGGCUUCAAAGUAUGGGUAUGAUGCCGUGUAUCUUAUGGCCUCUCAUGGUAAACGUGUGGAAUGGAUCAUUCGCAAGUCCGGAGGGGGUGCCGUCUGGAUGGCAUUGCCGUGGCUUUGGUUUGGACCCUGGCGAUUAAAGUUGGAGGGCUUAACAACCACUAGAAUAAUCACCUGGUUCAGCCCUUGCAUCUGGGGAAACUGUGAUGGAUUUGGAUGGGUGCGGGGGCUGCUCCAUGGAACAGCGCUAGGCAGGUGGCUAGUGCAGUUAUUUUGGAAUAAACUAAAUGGGGAUGCCAUUGAGGCCAAUGGCUACCGGAAAGAAGCUGCGUUGAAGGAUCUGGAACCAGAUGGAAGUUUGUUUUGGACCGGUCGUCUGGGAGUUCUCAAUUACCCCACGAAUAUCUAUGACUAUGUUCGAUCAGGGCAAGUGAGCGUAAACAGAAAGGAUAUAUCGCAUCUUUCAGAAGGCGAAGUCAACUUUACCGAUGGUACAGUCAUAAAAACCGAUGCUCUCGUUAGAAUAACCGGAUGGAAGCUAGCCCCAGGCAUUAAUUAUGAGCCCGAGGGACUGGUUUCCAGUCUCUGGAUUCCCACUAGGGAUCCCUUCAGAGACCGAAAAGCCUGGGAUCGUUUCGACCGCGCCGCAGAUGAAGAGAUACUUGAUCGGUUUCCAGCUUUGCGUCACCAACCAGCUGUGAAGACGCCGUACAAGCCCAGGCUUAGUCCAUUCCGGCUUUAUCGUGGCAUUGCGUCUCCGGAAAUGACAGCCAAAGGCGACCAUUCCAUCGCAUUUUUAGGAAUGCUCAAUGGGACAAGCAAUGCCCUUUUGAUUGAGGUGCAGGCUCUCUGGACAUAUGCUUAUCUCAACAACCAGGUCCCAAUUGAUCGAUCGAAGGUGUGUUAUCAGACAGCAUUGACAAGUCGAUAUGGAAGACACCGGCAUCCAUGUGGUUUCGCGAGCUGGUAUCCGGAGACGAUAUUCGAUGCGAUUCCGUAUUCGGACAUGCUAUUGAUGGACUUGGGGAUUAACAGAUGGAGGAAGAGAAGCUGGUUGCGGGAGGUUUUUGCAGACUAUACGGUGCAUGAUUACCGAGGGAUCAAUCAGGAGUGGAAGCAGCAACACAAGAUACUCUCCUGACCUACUUUGAAUUUCUUUGUGAGUAACACAAGCCAGCAUACACGAAAUUGCAAGUAUUAUCUCAAAC
Messenger RNA from Aspergillus welwitschiae, 1765 nucleotides. RefSeq names its product dimethylaniline monooxygenase. The transcript has 4 exons. The record is from RefSeq and is a predicted model, not a curated record. NCBI's taxonomy places the organism in Eukaryota, Fungi, Ascomycota, Eurotiomycetes, Eurotiales, Aspergillaceae. The coding region runs from base 1 to 1698 and encodes 565 amino acids.